Messenger RNA from Zerene cesonia (dogface butterfly), 366 nucleotides. RefSeq lists its product as uncharacterized. The transcript has 2 exons. The record is from RefSeq and is a predicted model, not a curated record. The coding region runs from base 1 to 366 and encodes 121 amino acids. Lineage: Eukaryota; Metazoa; Arthropoda; Insecta; Lepidoptera; Pieridae.
AUGAAACUGAUAGUAAUUGUUUGUGUAAUAAUUUCCGUGGCGUUCUGCGCCCCGACUUUUGAUCCAUUUCUAUCUCGGCGUGCGCUGCCUGCGCUGGAGCAUGAGGAAGUACAUGACGAGUUCGGGCAGUACGCGUAUCGUUACGUGACAGCUGAGGGCACUGUGGUCUCCCAGCGCGCCUGGCUUGAGCCAACCGAAAAUGGCACUUAUGUCCUUGUAACUGAAGGCGAGGUCUCCUACCUCGGGGAUGACGGUGAAAUAUAUGUCACAAAAUACUACGCGGGCAUUAAUGGAACGCAUGUUGAGAAUAAUCAUUAUCCCGUUCCUAAGGCGUCAGUUGCAGAAGAAUCAGAUGAAUCUCAGUGA